GCGGGAAUUGCCGAGCGCCUUCCUCAGUUCUAGUCUAUAGCGGGAAGAACUCCGCCCCCCGAAACCAGGCCGCCUGGCCUUAAAGGGGGCAAUUCAAGAGGCGCGUAGCCACCUGUAAGCCAAAAGGUAGUGGACUGACAAGGUGACCUCAAAAAUGAGGUUAAAGUGCAAUCUUCUCCCCGCCUCCUUUUUUUUUUUUUUUUUUUUUGCUCCUUCGAGGCCUGGUCCCUUCUAUAGUCUGGGAAAAAGGUGACUACGAGUCCCAGCAUACAGGUGCUGGCACGAUGGGACGUGGGGGAACCAAUCCAAACCCUUUUUUUAGUCCAAUUCGCUAGAGAACUGCAAGCCGGGAGUUGAGGGGUUCUGAUUUCUGGUGACGUACGGCUUCGCUCCCGCCGCCGGGGGCGCGCGUUCAUUGGCUCCCGCUGAUUGGCUCACGUGGAAACGAGUUCGCUCCGGCACCAGCGAACGGGGUCGGACUAGCUGGGAGUGGGCCGAGUCCUUCACGAGCACGAGGAUCACCGCUGUGUACCACGGUCGGACCCGGAUCUGGUCCGCGGCGACGCAGAGCUCGGUCCAGCGCGCUGCUCUUCACCUCCAGCCCUUAUUCGCUUCCCAGCCCGGGCCUGGCUCUUCUGACCUCCCGGGUAACGACGUCCUGGUCCGAGUUUAUCCCUGUCUGGGCCCCCAGCCCUUCGCGGCCUCGAGAAAUACCGACCUUGGCCCGCGACCGCACCCCUUUUUUCUGCUCCCCUUACCUACCUUGUUGCCCCCUCCUGUGCCUCCUAGCUGUACCUUGAAUAGUCACCGACUUGGGCGUCAGAUACCUCUCCCACCCUCGGCUCUGUAGUAUAAAUAAUCCUUUUGCCCCUAAUCAGAAAAGGGGUUGAAUUUGUGAAGCACCAGCAGGUCACUAAUUUUCUUUAUUUCACUGGUAAAUAAAGAAGGAAAUGCUUGCCCAACUAGGCCUUGAAAACCACUCCUUUUUGUUGCCAGUAGUUUUCAUCUCUCAGAGUGGUCUAUUUUUUUAUUCUUUUUUUCUUUUCUUUUUCUUUUUUUUGGGGGGUCUUUAAGUGAUGGAAUAGCUCGUGAAGGAACCAAGGGACUUCUUUUUGCACUGUAGAUUUUUAUGGUUGGCUAGGAAAAUCAUAACAGCCUUGGAAAAGAUAGGCAUUUCAUUUUAAGCUUGCUUUAUUGUUGAUGUCUCCCAUUCCUUAUCUAUAAAAUUGUGAAGUCAGAUCUGAGAACUUCCAGUUUUAAAUACAUGAUCCUAUUAUUUGUUUUCCCAAUUCUUAUCCUGCUCAAUCUUGAUUGUUUUGGAUUGUAGCUUUCUAUUUAGCUUUCCAUUGUUGCUAUUUCCUAAGGUUUCUGUUUGCUUUUUACCAGCAAAUCCAGCAGAUCAUAGGAUUAUUUCUAUUUCCUAAUUAUCCAUAUUUUGGAUUUUUCUUUUUUUUUUUAGAAACACGUUUACAUUUAAAACUUUUAAGCCAUUUCUAGAAGAAUAGAAUUUUUUGUGUAGAUUUCGAAUUAGCUACCUUUUAGCCUAGAUGGUUGAAAAAAAUGGGCUGCUGCUUUUAAUUUUUGAGGGGACCUCCUCCACUGUAUCCCAAUAUUGACAGGGGCGAACCUGGAGAUAUUCAAAACUGCCACCGGGAACAAAAGCUCUGGAAGCCCCUAUCGAGAUGGGAAAGUUAUAGUAUUCUAGCCUCCAAACUAUAUGGUUAUCAUCUUAAGGAGAAAGUUGGCAAUAGAACAUACAUAUUUCAGUUAAAGCAACUCAAAAGACAACUCAGGUGGAGGAGUUAAUAGUCUGGAGGGAGUACUCAGCGAAAUCAUGGGUCCUUGAAAUAUUAAGUAUAUGUUUGCAUUUUAAUCUUUUGUGCACCUUGGAUGACUUUCUUCAAGGUGUUGAGUUUAAAUUAUGUUCACCAGCUUAUUCUAUAUAAAUGAUGUACAUGAUAAAAUAUAUAAUUGCAAAAGCCUAUUGUGGUUUUAUUAUUACUUAGCUUAAUUUUUGCCUUAGCCAUAGUAAAGGAAAGAUUUGGAACAGAACAAAUAAAGUGAGGGGAUAAUAGGAGGAAAUUGCAUUUUUGUCUUACUUUUUGUUCAAAUCAAUUUUCUCCAGUUUCUUUUCCCUUUCUGUUACUUGUAAAUCUUACCUAUUCAACUUCGAAAAAAAGAACCAAAAAAUAAUUUGUUUAAAGUUAAUGAUCUUUUGCUUUGUUCUGUGCUUGUGAUAUAUUUUGACAUAUAGGACUUGGAGAUUGUGCUGUAUGCAGGAUAGCAUGUAAUGUUCUGUGUUCAGUGUUAGCAUUUAUUCAACAUUCUUCCAGCAGUCCUGCAUCUGUGUAUUGGGUUCAGAGAUACCUGUUUAUUUACCUAGAGUCAUGCAUUGUAGUUAUGCUUUUUUGAAUGUCAGACUGAUUAAACAGAAACGAAUAAUGUUUUGGAAAACAAUUUGCCAAUGUUGGUUUUUUCCUAUCUGCUCUUAUUUUGGAGUACUCUUUAGCUAUAUAAAUUGCCUUAAGGUGCUGUCUGCUUGACCUUUUAGUUAAGGAAGAAAGAGAAUUUUCCUAUAUUACUUUCGGUUGGUGUUUGUGAUGGUAUAUUUCUGACAAAGAAUCAUUAUUUACUUACUGAGAGAUCCCAUAGCAUAGUACUUGCUCAUAUAAUAGGAACUUAAUAACUAUAGCAAACUUAUAAUUCUUAUUCUUUUCUUUGUCUCUUUCAGGUAUAAGAAAAGGAAAAACCAAUAGCAAAAAAAAUCUUACCACAUUUUCUUUUUGAUUUUCAACUGCUUAGAAAUUUAAGGAAACUGAAGGCUUGAAGACUUGUUUUCACUAUCAAACAGGAUGGAUCCCAGCACUGAUUAUCAUUUCUUAAACCAGAUUUUGGGUAGAAGGGUGAAAAUCACUUUAGUCUGUGGCAUCUUUCAGGGAGUGCUUCAACAUGUGGACCCUAGCAAGAUUAUUGUUCUGAAAAAAGUCAAGAAUUUGGAGACUGGCCGAAGUGUCCCAGGAGUGAAGAUGUUUUUUGGCCAUGAGAUUAUGAAUGUGGAACUGCUGGAUGAUGUGGAACAAGGAGUAGGAGAAAAGAUAGCUUCUGUCAGGGAUAGCCUAAAUACAGAAGGAACAAGGAUGGACAAAGUGAAAGAAGCAGACCAGAGUAUGAAUGAUUCCAUUUCUCCUUCCCUUGAGUCACAUACCAUCACCCUGCUGAAUGACUUAAAAUACAGUCCAUCAGAUGAAGAAGAUGUGACUUACAUAGUAGUUAAUCAGUUCCAACAAAAGUUUGGUUCUGCUAUGCUGCACAUCAAGAAACAGAGUGUCCUGAGUGUAGCAGCUGAAGGAGUUAAUUUGUGUCGUCAUGGGAAACUCUGUUGGCUUCAGGUGGCAACUAGUAGUCGGGUUUAUUUAUUUGACAUUUUCCUUUUGGGAAGUCGAGCUUUCAAUAAUGGACUUCAGAUGGUGUUAGAAGAUAGGAAGAUUUUGAAGGUUAUUCAUGAUUGUCGUUGGCUUUCUGACUGCCUUUCUCACCAGUAUGGAAUUGUUCUUUCCAAUGUAUUUGACACACAGGUGGCUGAUGUUCUUCAGUUUUCCAUGGAAACAGGUGGCUUUCUUCCACAUUGCAUCAGCACCUUACAGGAGAGCUUAAUUCGACACCUUAAAAUGUCCCCUAAAUGUGUCUCUUUCCUGGAUGACAAGCGAAAGAUGGUUCAGGAGAAUCCUGAAAUAUGGUUUCUGCGACCUCUUCCACCUUCCUUGUUGAAAGUGCUAGCCCUGGAGACGACGUAUUUGUUGCCCCUUCGCUUGUUGCUUCUGGAUGAGAUGAUGUCUGACCUGACCACACUGGUGGAUGCAUACUUAAAUACCUAUAGAGAAGGGUCUGGAGAUCUGUUAGGAGGCACAGAGCCAUCAUGUAUGGAGCUGCCAGAGGAGUUGCGUCAGCUGAUGGAUUUCCAGAGACUUCGAAGAGAACGAGCCAUGAAAGAUUAUAAGACAAAUGCAGAGGGUCUCCUGGUUAGACCACAGCUAAUAUAUCCCAAAGAAAAAGCAAUGGAAGAAGAAGGGAAACAGAAAAGCACUAGAGGUUCUUUGCCUUUUGAAGAAGCCAUGCUUCCUAAAGCUUUGGAUUUAGAAUAUCUCAAACCUCAGCAGGCUCAAGAAGACACGUGUUUGCAGAAACAAGAAACAAAAUAUGAUGGUAAACAAGUGAGAACAAAACAUCAACAUUCAUCUUCCACAGAGGAGGCAGAAACAGGUGACUCUACCACAAAGACACUCAGUUGCCUUGGCCUACAGGGGUCAAAGGAUGUCAAAGUAACUCGGAAGGAACAAACUGAUACACCAAAACAGAGUCAAUCCAGCAUGUCCUUGCAGGAGAAAAUAGAGCUGCUGUUGAUGGGGGGAAAGGAAGAUAAUUGAGAAUGUAGAAAGCAAAAUGCCUCUUUUUCUUCUGUAAGAAGCUAACGCUUAAGAGAUCUGUAGUUGCCUAAUUUUAUUCUUGUCCAACCUUGAAAGAGCCUGACUCCUAGCUAAAUUCACAUAUAAAACCUAGUUGCUCUUCAAACUUGGAAGCUAGCUCACACCCCUGGUAAUGGAGCAUGCAUAUAGUCAUUCUACUCCUAUGUAAGAAAAGUUACCAUCUUAAUAGUUUUGUAAGUGUAGCAAGAGUUUUCCUCUGUGGGUGAUUUCCAGCUCUCAUAUGUGAUCUUUUCUCUCUUUACUCUUCUUCAUCUACUCCUUAGUUGUUUUUUUUAAUUGUUGUUGUUUAGGGUUUUGUGUGUCUGUCGAGGGUUGGAAACAGACAUGUUAAAUAAUGGAGAAAAUCCAAUUCAGAAUCAUAUAUGUCAUUGUAUGGUAAGGUUACCAGUGGCAGAAAUAGUUAUUUCUUAAUUGCAUACAAAAAAGUUUGAAGAGGAGGAAAAUCUUAUGUUCAUUAUCAGAAAGUCAUCUCAGUGCUUCUGGUAAUUUUGGUUUAGUUUUGAUUUAGGUGGUGAAUUUUAAUUUGUCAGUUACUUAUAGAGAGCACUUUGCUGUUGGCACAUUGUAACCUUUAUUGUUUUUAACUUGGUUUUUCUGCUUUGUUUUGAAUGACUUACUUGUUUUGUGCUAUAAACAAGCAUCAGAGAAUUAUAUUUCAAGUUUCUACCAAGGAAAUUCUUUUAGUUUCUUUGUACUUGAUUUAUUUACCCUUGUUCUUAAAGUGAUACGCUGUCAGCAAUUUAUUUAUCCCUGUUCUUUUUUUUUUAUCCCUGUUCUUAAAGCAAUACACUGCUUAGCACAAGAAUUUGACUUACUGUUUUCAUUUCAUAAAUUAUAUCAAAGGGGUGGGUUUUUCUUCAAAUCCUUAGUUGAGGUCCUCAUACUUGGGCUUGGGUACUUCCUUAGGUGUUUGUUGAGCUUAUGUAGUUUGGGAUUUACAAUUUUUUCAAAAUGUUGUUUAUUAAAGAUAAACAAGCUUAUUUUGGAAAUUGAUGUUCUCAAAAAGUUUGCUGUGGGGAUCAAAGUUUGGUUUUUAUUAAAUAAUCCAGAAGAAAACUAGGUAUUUUUAGAACAUGGUAUUUUGAAAGCUACUUUAUGUAUCUCACGUCCUAAUUGUAGUGAUUGGAGUUAGGGCACUUGCCAGCUACCUUUGACAAAGCCUGGGACUAAGGACAACUUAGUCAGUUUAUUUAAUAGUUCCAAAUUGCUUUCCAGAAUGAUUGGACCAAUUCACAUUCCACCUAUGGGGCAUCCUUGUGCCCCUAUUUCCACAACCACCAGAAUAGUGAUUAUUUCCUUCUUUUGUUAUCUUUACCAGUUUGUUUCCUGUGAGGUGAAACCUCACAGUUGUUUUGAUUUGGAGCAUUUCACAUGGUUGUUCAUAGUUUACAAUUCUUAUUCUGAAGACAGUUUAAAUUUUUAUUUAUCAGGGAAUAUCUUUUGGUCCUUUUAUUUGUUCCUAAUCUAUGUAUCUUGAAUAACAGAUCUUUAUCAGAGAUAUUUUAUCCAGAUACCCCUCCCAAGUCAUCUGAUUCUCUUUUUAUCCUAGGACCCUUAGUUUUGUUAUUAGAAAAGCCUUUUAGUUUCACAUAAUCUCUUUUUAUAUUUCUUUACAAUGUGUUGACUUUCUUAGAGAGGAAUAUAACUGAAAAAAGUAGAUGAUGUGUAGCAAAAGAUAUAUAAAAGCACCUAAAAUAGGUAAAUAUAGGACAUAUGCAAAGAAAUUUAGAAAAUCACUUCAGUUAAAAGUGAUGAGGUGAUUGUAUCAGGAGCCUUGUGGGUUUAAUGUCUUUCCUCCGCCAUCUUGGCUCCUCCAGUUAGAAGUGAUGGGAAUCUGAGCUGAGGUCAUGAUAAUGGGGGUGGCAAAGGACUGAUGGACAAUGUUACAGUAGCACUGACAAGACACUUAACUGAAUGGAUAUGUAGAAUGUAUGUAACAUAACAAAAAAAAGAGCUACCUCUAUUCAAUCGAAUAUGUUUAUUAAGUGCCUUCUAUGUUCUAGACAACCUGUCCUGAAGAUAUAAAUA
Dromiciops gliroides (monito del monte) is the source of this 6512-nucleotide messenger RNA. RefSeq names its product exonuclease 3'-5' domain containing 1 (gene EXD1). Gene Ontology annotation, biological process: nucleobase-containing compound metabolic process. Bases 2853 to 4424 code for a protein of 523 amino acids. The record is from RefSeq and is a predicted model, not a curated record. The transcript is spliced from 11 exons. Gene Ontology annotation, molecular function: nucleic acid binding; 3'-5' exonuclease activity. Lineage: Eukaryota; Metazoa; Chordata; Mammalia; Microbiotheria; Microbiotheriidae.